Monopterus albus (swamp eel) is the source of this 4654-nucleotide messenger RNA. RefSeq names its product cationic amino acid transporter 3-like. The transcript is spliced from 12 exons. Gene Ontology annotation, biological process: amino acid transport; transmembrane transport. The record is from RefSeq and is a predicted model, not a curated record. Lineage: Eukaryota; Metazoa; Chordata; Actinopteri; Synbranchiformes; Synbranchidae. Bases 664 to 2592 code for a protein of 642 amino acids. Gene Ontology annotation, cellular component: plasma membrane. Gene Ontology annotation, molecular function: amino acid transmembrane transporter activity.
CUUGAGGUUUUUAUUUAUUGUUGUCCUAGCCGGUUAUCACAACUAGAAUGUGAUACUAAGGCGUGGGAUGACCAUGUGCUGCUUUCAAAGACUCCCAUAAAAGGCCAGAAUUUCUAACAAUCAAAUGAAUCAUCCUUAAACAUUUCAUGCACUAAAGCAAAAUAAAUUGUGUCCGGCUGCUAAUAUUGUGCAUAAGACAAGCACCAGAAAAUACUGCUGUCAGAACCAUAUUUAACGUUUUAUCAUGUCACUUUGUUUAUGUGCAGUUGGUAAUUACGAUGUUUCCGAUGUUGGCACACGCGACGCCGAACGAGAGCCACGUAGCUAGCUUGUGUUUUAGCCCUUGAUGGAUCAUAGAUAAACACCUGAUCGUCGUCUAGUCUGUUCGACACCGCUUCGAUGUUUUAAUCUGCUGCUACAAAAUACUGUAACCACAAACCUGCCGUUUUCUGGUCUCUUCUUUGGAAUGAAAGUUGUACACACAUUUACACUAAAGGACCAAUAAUAAACAGGUGCUUGGUUUACCUGCUCAUCUGACUGAAGUACUUCUGCUCUGUCCACUCUGUACACGUGUUCUGUGUAAACUGUGUCAGUCACACACCCACACUAGAAGAAUUUAAAACACACAGCCUGGUUCAGCGCCCACACACAAUCACAGCAAACAUGGCCAACAAGCUGUCCAGCUUUGGCAAAAUGCUGCUACGCCGUCGGGCAUUAGACUGUUCUAGUGAAGAGACCCGAUUUGCCCGCUGCCUAUCCGUCCUGGACCUAAUUGCCUUGGGAGUUGGUUCUACACUUGGCGCUGGUGUUUAUGUCCUUGCUGGCGAGGUCGCUCGAGAGAAGGCAGGACCCGCUAUUGUCCUCUGCUUCCUCAUCGCUGCCCUGUCUUCCAUGUUGGCGGGCCUGUGCUAUGCUGAAUUUGGUGCCCGCGUGCCCAGGACAGGCUCUGCGUACCUUUACAGCUAUGUGACAGUUGGAGAACUCUGGGCCUUCAUCACAGGCUGGAACCUCAUCCUGUCCUAUGUGAUAGGUACAGCCAGUGUGGCCAGGGCGUGGAGCUCAACUUUUGACAACCUGGUUGAGCAAAAGAUCUCUGGCUUCUUUAAAGCCUUCAUGGAAAUGAAAGUGCCAGGUGGUGUGCUGGCAGAAUACCCUGACCUGUUUGCGCUCAUCCUGGUCCUCCUGCUCACGGGACUUCUGGCCUUUGGUGUGAGUGAGUCAGCACUGGUGAAUAAGAUCUUCACAGGCAUAAACCUGGUGGUUCUGGGCUUUGUUAUCAUCUCUGGCUUUGUAAAGGGGAACAAACACAACUGGAACCUGACAGUGGAAGACUACAUCAGCUACAAAAACAGCACCAACGACAGUGCGCUAAAGCAAGCUGAGGAGUUUGGUGUGGGUGGUUUUGCUCCGUUUGGCCUCGCUGGAGUCCUGUCUGGUGCCGCCACCUGCUUCUAUGCCUUUGUGGGCUUUGACUGCAUUGCCACAACAAGUGAAGAAGCAAAGAACCCCAUGCGUUCUAUACCUAUUGGCAUUGUGGCCUCACUGCUGAUCUGCUUUGUUGCUUACUUCGGUGUGUCUGCUGCUCUCACCCUGAUGAUGCCGUACUAUGAGCUGAACACCGAGAGCCCUCUGCCUCAGGCCUUCAGCUACGUCGGCUGGGAUCCUGCCAGAUACAUUGUCGCUGUGGGCUCUCUCUGCGCUCUGUCCACCAGUCUCCUAGGCUCUAUGUUUCCCAUGCCUCGAAUUAUCUACGCCAUGGCAGAAGACGGGCUGCUGUUCCGUUUCCUGUCCAGGAUGAAUGCUCGUACAAAGACUCCUCUGCUGGCUACUGUUGUUUCUGGCAUUGUUGCAGCUCUGAUGGCCCUCCUGUUCGACUUGGCAGCGCUGGUUGAUCUUAUGUCUAUUGGAACUCUGUUGGCAUAUUCUUUAGUGGCCAUCUGUGUCCUCAUUCUCAGGUAUCAGCCAGGCACCUUGAGUUUGUCCAGCCAGCCAGAGGAGCAGGCAGAGCUGAUGGAAAGGAAGGUCUCUGUAAAUGGGGGGGAGAGCAGUGACGAGUACAGUAUGGCGACAAGGAAGACUUUCACUGCCAAGCUGCUCUUCUGUCCAAGUCAAGACAGCCCAACACAGAUUUCUGGGAACAUCGUCUACGCUACCACUGCCAUUAUUUCGGUUUUCAUGACGGUACUGUGCAUAAUCCUGGCCAACUGUCUGACAGAGCUGCUGGCUGGAUGUGCAGUCAUUGUGGUAGCCUGUGUAAUUUUGACUCUGCUUUGUGGCAUCUGUUUCAUCAUCAUCUGGAGGCAGCCUCAGAGCAAAGAGGCCCUCACCUUCAAGGUCCCUUUACUGCCCUGGCUGCCCCUGUUCAGUGUUUUUGUCAACAUCUACCUCAUGAUGCAACUGGACUGGAGUACAUGGUGCCGCUUCACCGUCUGGAUGUUUGUUGGUUUUGCCAUCUACUUCAUCUAUGGUAUUAGGAACAGCAGUGAAACUGCCAAAAGGUCAUCCCCAGGCAAAUACAAGUCUGCACCAGAGAGCAAGUGCCCAAUUUACACUGCUGCUAAUGGCAGUGACGUAGAAGCAAGCAGCCCCUGAUAAAAGACUGAUGUGGACCUGGGCGGUGUUGCAGAGCAGCUACACUUGUUUUGGCAGUCUGGGUAAAGUGAGAGACAAACACUGCAGUGUAGGGGGCCUGGAACACAGUCCUGCGUUUAAGAGGAGGUGUGAGAAAAUGCCACACAAAUCUUACCCCUGACUUGGAGGCUGACUAACUUGAUGGCUAGACACUGUGACAGAGACACUCUGUUUUCAUCUGCGUGUCUGCACGCGCCCUCUGGAUAUCUUUACCUGCCUGUAACAUAUGCUUUGAAUGACUAACAGAGUACCACGGUACUCCUCAGUUCUGUUUUUCAUUAUUUGAAGCCGUUAACUUGAAAAAUGUCACUUCUUUGCUUCCUUUCCAUUAGUAGUGCACUGUGGCCUGUGGAGCCAUAAUCGAUGAAAAAUUGUAUGUAUGUGACAAAAAUUUAUGAAUUGCGCUGGUGAGUUAAUAACCCAAAGACCUUGUGUCAGUGACUUAAACCAUUUUAAAAAGUAGAAACCACCACAAAGGCUCACAGAUGGAAUUGAAUUGUUAUGAAUCACUUUCAAUAGAGUUGACAUGUCUUAUUUAUUGGAAUAACAAUGGAGCAGCACCGAAGCUGCGUGGGUUACAGUGCCAGUCAGGGCCCUGGUGCAGUUAGGUCACCAGCAAGUGGUCAAGGGUGACGUUGUUUACCCUGUGCGGUUCAGUGUUUGAGGUUAAAGUUCAUGAUUUACAGAAUGGAUUUGUUUUGAACACACUAUGGCCCUUGUCCCCCCUGCUCCCAGAGAACAGCUAUACAGAAGGUGUACACGGCACCAUUUAAAUGGUGUGCGAUGAAUUGUUUAUCAUUAAUUAUCCAUGUUAUGUUUUUAUCUUGCAUAUAGACUGUUGUGACCUCUAUUUCAACAAAAACCAGGUAGCUAAAAUGAUUUUGAUGCUUUUAUUGAAUGUAAGGGCCACAUACUCCUCUCUUUUAUACCUUCUGGGAUUAACUGAAGUGUCAACCCCAUUAUUACUUAUUCCCAAACAACAUGGGAAGAUCUGUAUAAAUUUUAAAUUAUUCAUGUAUCUCUGCCAAUUUCGUUUAUGUACCUGCACCUGUCCAGGCUGAAAUGCUUGGAGCCGCACCCAGACAUUUCUACAGGUCUCGGGAGGUUUGUAGAUUUACACGUAGAAACUUCGUUAAUUAUCUGAUGGGUCAGGGAAUAAGAUGUUUUAAAACUGUGGUUUGUGCACAGUGAAUUGUUUGUAACUGUCCACCUCUGUAUCUGGGAGCUGGGGGUCUGUUUCUGAAAGGGGCCCAUCUUUCAUCACUACUAGUUUAGUUUCAGUUGAACCUUGUUCUUGGCAGCUUUGUCUUCUGAGAUCCCAUCAGUUUUAUUGUUUUGUACUUUGGUUUACCUUUUAUGAUGGGACUGUUUAAUAUUUAAAUAUUUAGCGCAAAAAUAAUCUAUUCAUGGCUUUUAGAUGUUAAUGUAUUUUAAUCAUGUGUACAGUUUAGAGUGCAGAUCCUUCUUUUUGUUUCUACAUUGUUUUUUUUGUUGUUGUUUUUUUUUUGUGUGGGGAGGAGAGAAAAUGUCUUGUUUCAGCAAAUGAUUAAAUUGUGGUGCAGUGGUUAGUAUUGUCACCUCACAACAAGGUAUCAAUUUGAGCCCCGGCUGACCCAGUGCCUUUCUGUACUGAGUUUGUUCUUUCCGGCUUCCUCCCACAGUCCAAAGACAUGCAGCUUGGAUUGAUUGGCCACUCUAAAUUGCCCUUAGGAGUGUGUGCGGUUGUCUCGCUUAAUGUCAGCCCUGUGAUAGGCUGGCAGUCUGUCCAGGAUAUACCCCAUCUCUUACCUGAUGUCAGCUGGGAUUGGCUCCCACCCCACCCCCUACAACCCUUGUCAGGAUAAGCAGUCAGAUGAAUUUUCUGAAAGACCACUCAAAGUUGGUCUCUAAUUUGUGUAGUUUCAAAUGCUUUUACCCCAGCUGUCUGGAGUUGUAACUGUACUGUUAAUAGCUUUUUUUUCUAGUAAAGUAUUUUACUGUAGAGUGCACAGUAAUAAUUAAACUAUUUGUGUAAUGCUGUAAA